Messenger RNA from Phaethon lepturus (White-tailed tropicbird), 2224 nucleotides. It is a transcript of the gene VPS41, whose product is annotated as vacuolar protein sorting 41 homolog (S. cerevisiae). The record is from RefSeq and is a predicted model, not a curated record. Gene Ontology annotation, biological process: protein targeting to vacuole; cellular response to starvation; vesicle-mediated transport. Gene Ontology annotation, cellular component: late endosome; HOPS complex. NCBI's taxonomy places the organism in Eukaryota, Metazoa, Chordata, Aves, Phaethontiformes, Phaethontidae. Gene Ontology annotation, molecular function: protein binding. The transcript has 24 exons. The annotation marks the transcript as partial.
UGAGGAAUCAACAGAUGAAUCUGAGGAAGAUGAGAGUGAAGAAGAACCUAAGCUGAAGUAUGAAAGGCUUUCUAAUGGAGUGACUGAAAUUCUUCAGAAGGAUGCAGCCAGCUGCAUGACAGUGCAUGAAAAGUUUUUGGCACUGGGAACUCAUUAUGGCAAAGUUUAUUUACUUGAUGUCCAGGGGAACAUCACACAGAAGUUUGAUGUUAGCCCAGUGAAGAUUAAUCAGAUCAGCCUGGAUGAAAGUGGAGAAUACAUGGGUGUUUGCUCAGAAGAUGGCAAGGUGCAGGUGUUUGGAUUGUAUUCAGCGGAAGAGUUCCAUGAAACGUUUGACUGUCCUAUUAAAAUUGUUGCUGUUCAUCCUCAUUUUGUAAGAUCUCACUUCAAGCAAUUUGUAACAGGAGGGAAAAAGCUGCUGUUAUAUGAGAGAGGCUGGAUGAAUAGAUGGAAGCCUUCGGUUUUACAUGAAGGGGAAGGAAAUAUAAGAAAUGUAAAAUGGAGAGGGCACUUAAUUGCUUGGGCCAAUAACAUGGGCGUGAAGAUACUUGACAUGAUCUCCAAGCAAAGAAUUACCAAUGUGCCUCGAGAUGACAUAAGCCUUCGCCCAGAUAUGUAUCCCUGCAGCCUUUGCUGGAAGGAUAAUUUAACACUGAUUAUUGGCUGGGGAAAUUCAGUAAAGAUUUGCUCAGUGAAAGAACGGCAUGCCAGUGAAAUGCGUGACCUUCCAAACCGCUAUGUGGAAAUAGUUUUCCAGUUCGACACUGAAUUUUAUAUCAGUGGACUUGCGCCUCUCUGCGACCAGCUUGUUAUACUUUCAUAUGUAAAGGAGAUUUCCGAAAAAACGGAAGUGGAGUGUUGUGCAAGGCCUAGACUGGAUAUUGUACAACCCCUACCUGAGUCCUGUGAAGAGAUCUCUUCUGAUGCACUAACAGUACGAGGAUUUCAGGAAAAUGAGUGUAGAGAUUAUCAUUUAGAGUAUUCGGAAGGUGAAUCACUUUUUUAUAUCAUCAGCCCAAGAGAUGUUGUUGUGGCUAAAGAGCGGGACCAAGAUGACCACAUUGACUGGCUUCUUGAAAAGAAGAAAUACGAAGAAGCUUUGAUGGCAGCUGAGAUAAGUCAGAAAACCAUAAAAAAGCACAAGAUUUUGGACAUUGGCUUAGCUUAUAUAAAUCACCUUGUGGAGAAAGGAGAGUAUGACCUGGCUGCUCGAAAGUGCCAGAAAAUUCUUGGCAAAAACACAGAGCUCUGGGAAUUUGAAGUUUACAAGUUUAAAGAAAUAGGUCAGCUUAAGGCAAUUAGUCGUUACUUGCCCAGACGGGAUCCAGUUUUGAAACCUCUGAUCUACGAAAUGGUCCUACAUGAGUUUUUGGAGAGUGACUAUGAGGGGUUUGCAACCCUGGUAAAAGAGUGGCCUGGAGAUCUCUACAACAACACAAUCAUAGUUCAAGCUGUAGUGGAUCACCUGAAGAAAGACCCACAGAACAGGACUUUGCUACGAACACUUGCAGAAUUGUAUACUUAUGACCAGCGCUAUGGCAGAGCCCUAGAAAUUUACCUAACUCUGAGGCAUAAAGAUGUCUUCCAGUUGAUCCACAAGCACAAUCUUUUCAGUUCUAUCAGAGACAAAAUUGUUCUGCUCAUGGAUUUUGAUUCAGAGAAAGCAGUAGACAUGCUUUUGGAUAAUGAAGAUAAAAUUUCCAUUGACAGAGUUGUUGAAGAACUAGAAAACAGGCCUGAGCUACAGCAUGUGUAUUUGCACAAGCUUUUCAAAAGAGACCACCAUAAAGGCCAACGAUAUCAUGAGAAACAGAUCAUUCUUUAUGCUGAAUAUGAUCGUCCCAAUUUACUACCGUUUCUCAGAGACAGCACGCACUGUCCACUAGAGAAGGCUCUUGAGAUCUGCCAACAAAGGAACUUUGUAGAAGAGACAGUCUAUCUUCUGAGCAGAAUGGGUAAUAGCCGCAGUGCCUUGAAGAUGAUAAUGGAAGAAUUGCAAGAUGUAGAUAAAGCUAUUGAAUUUGCCAAGGAACAAGAUGAUGGAGAACUUUGGGAAGACCUCAUUUUAUAUUCUAUUGAUAAACCACCUUUUAUUACUGGUUUGUUGAACAAUAUUGGAACCCAUGUGGAUCCCAUUCUUUUGAUUCACCGCAUUAAAGAAGGCAUGGAGAUUCCUAAUUUGAGAGACUCACUAGUGAAAAUUCUUCAGGACUACAACUUGCAG